Molecule: messenger RNA, 1563 nt
Organism: Nicotiana attenuata
Lineage: Eukaryota; Viridiplantae; Streptophyta; Magnoliopsida; Solanales; Solanaceae
Exons: 5
Coding region: 1-1563 (520 amino acids)
Source: RefSeq, a predicted model, not a curated record
AUGGCAUCAGCAGUUUCUGAAGUUGUAUGGCUGCUUGGUUUGUUUUCAGAAUUAGGAGUAUCCAUUGUGCAAUCAAUCUCACUGUUUUGUGACAGCAAAGCAGCAAUGCAAAUAGCUGCUAAUCCUAUCUUCCACGAACGGACUAAACACAUUGAGAUCGAUUGCCAUUUCAUUCGAGAACACAUCAAAAGAGGACUGGUCACUACUCAAUAUGUGUCAUCUAAGGAUCAGCAAGCUGAUCUUCUCACAAAAGGAUUACCUUCAGGGCAACAUCAUUUUUUACUAGGCAAGCUGGCUAAAAUUGAUCUUAUAGAAGGAUUUCCCCCUCCUACCACUGUUAAAGAUAAUUGCAGGAAUGCAUUUGAAAUUCUCAAGAAACAAUUGACUAAUGCUCCAAUUGUUGUUUCUCCUGACUGGAGCCAACCCUUUGAAAUAAUGUGUGAUGCAAGUGAUACAGCAGUAGGAGCGAUAAUGGGACAAAAAAGAGACAAGAUUUUCAGGCUUAUUCACUACGCAAGAACAAAGGUUACAAUUUAUACUGAUCAUGCAGCUUUAAAAUACCUUUUAGCAAAGAAAGAUGCUAGACCCAGAUUGCUAAGAUGGAUACUCCUUUUGCAAGAAUUCAAUCUUAAAAUAAAAGACCGAAAAGGUUCUGAGAAUCAGGUAGCUGAUCAUUUGUCUCGUUUGGAAAAUCCUCCUACCAAGAUAAAAGAUAUCAAAGAGGAAUUUCCUGAUGAACAUAUAUUUUCAGUCACAACCGUUAUAAAUCGACCACCGUGGUUUGCUUAUAUUGCCGACUACUUGGCUGGAGGAUGGAUUCCAAAAGAUUUUUCUUAUGAACAAAAGAAAAAACUUAAAAAAGAAGCAAGACAUUAUUACUGGGAAGAUCCUUACUUGUUUAAAUUUUGUGCAGAUGACAUAAUCAGGAGAUGUGUACCGGAGACAGAAAUGAACAACAUCUUAAGUCACUGCCAUGAUGGGGCUACAGGAGGACACUAUGGCGGAAGAAGGACAGCAGCUAAAGUACUUGAAGUUGGAUUUUUCUGGCCUACUCUAUUCAAAGAUGCAAGGAAUUAUGUCGCCACUUGCGAUAAAUGCCAGAGAAUCGGAACUCCAUAUCAUGCUCAAACAAGCGGGCAAGUAGAAGUUUCCAACAGAGAAUUAAAAAGAAUUUUAGAAAAAGCUGUUGGUUCUUCUCGAAAAGAUUGGUCUUUAAAAUUGGAUGAUGCUUUAUGGGCAUACAGAAUUGCUUAUAAAACUCCCAUAGGCACAUCUCCUUAUAGACUAGUUUUUGGGAAAACUUGUCAUUUACCCGUGGAAUUAGAACAUAAAGCAUAUUGGGCUAUAAAAUUGUUGAAUCUAAACUUACCAGAUGCAAAUAAAAAUCGUUUAUUGCAGCUUGAUGAGUUGGAAGAGUUAAGACUUAUAGAAUAUGAAAAUGCUAAAUUGUACAAGGAAAAGACAAAAAGGUGGCAUGACAAGCUCAUCCGCCAUAAAGAUUUUAAAGUUGGAGAUCAUGUUCUGUUGUACAAUAGGAUUGAGAUUAUUCCCAGGAAAGUUUAA